CUACCUAUAUAGCCUUGGAAAGAUCGAGUUAGGUUAGGUCACCGUCCAAUAUUAAUUAACACAAAUUUCUUUUUUUCAUUUUAGUAAAAUUACAAAUCAACAAACCACUUUAACUAUUAAUAACGAUAAUGUCAUCACUAAUAAAAUUUUGUUUUUAAAAAAAAGAAUCAUUGAAAAUGGCGGGAUUUUUCCCUCCAAAACUAUCAAUAACGAAAAAAUCGUGAAUAAUAAACUGACAUUUUCGUCAGUAAAAAGUUUAUCACUAACGACUUUGUCGUCAGUAAAAAAUGGUUAAAAAGCUAACCCUAAUUCGUUCUCUUCUUCUUAUCUCUCUGUAAAAUCUUCUCUUUAUCCCCAAUUCCUCUCCAUCGCUUGAAGCUUCGCCUGCUACUACUGCCGCCGCCCAUCACCGCAUAAAAUGUCUGCAGAUGUUACUAGUUAUCAUGGUGGAGAUGGUGGUGGGGAUGACCCAUUAGGUCCUACUAGGGUACCUGCUUCGUGCGAGUCUUCUGCUAGUGAAUUAAAGAAAGGUCGUGGGAUAAAUGUUUUGGUAAAUUUGGAAGAUAGAAGAAAAAAAGCUGGGGUCCCGUUGCCAUUAGUAUUGGACAAUGCCUCUAACAAAAUAGUAGGCUUGGAGAGUAAAGCUUUCCCUCGUUUGGUAGGGAGAGAGAUUGCAUUGCAUGUUCCUGGACAUUUUGACAGUUGGGCAAAUGUCCCGGAGCAAUACAAACACCUCAUCUUAACCAAACUUCGGCAUUAUUACCAGAUUGACAAUAAUGCAAAAUUAACAGCUAUUUCGUUAGCUGAGAUGGCCGAAAAAUACAAGACGAGAAAGAACAUUAGACUAACACAUUUCAAAAAAUAUUACAAAACACCAGAAGAUUUUGAAAAUGCAGUCAAGAACCACCCCGAUGAACUCAAUGAGGAACAAUGGCGACUAAUAUGUCAAUUGUUCACAUCUCCUAAGUUUAUUGCUCGUUCUAAGCGAAACACUCUUAAUCGGCAAAAAAUGAAAUACCCUUCAACACAAGGAUCGAUAACUAUGGCUGAGAUCCUUUAUAAAAAUCAAAAUAAAAGUUACGUUGAGAAUAGGGAAGCUUGUCAUACAAAAAAAGACAUGGACACCUUUGUCAACGAGUAUGCCAAAAAUGAACGGGAGCAUGUGAAGAAUAAUUAUGACAGUCGAUCUAGUACUUCUGAUUCUACACAAGUUUCUAAGAUUGAUAUACUUCGUGAGACUCUUGGAGAGAGGCGUGACCAUGAGAGAGGAGUGGGUCGCAAAUUGAAAGGACAAUCAUCAAGUCAACACACACAACCUACAAUUACUGACCAACCCGACUUAAAGCAAACGAUAGCUCAGUUGCAAAGACAAAUUCAGGUAAUGUCUCAAGUUUUGUUACCGAAAGAACGUACACAAAUGGAUGUUGAGAUGACUGAUGCAGCUCCAACACAACCAAUGCGUCCACAACCAUCUUGUUCUCAUAUGUCUGGAGAUAGAUUUGGUCCAUCUUUUCAGCCAAUGGAUUUUCAGCAUCCGCAGCUGCAACAGACCCCUCUUUCGUUUCAACAAUUGCCACAACAACCUCAUGUCCCUUCAUUUGCACCUUUGACCCAUGAACAAAUGGUUCAAUAUCAGAUGUUCCAGUCAUUCAUCCAGAUGAUGUCACAGUCGCCAAACAAUUUACAAGUAAUGAUGCAGAUGAUGAUGCAGUGGCCUCAGACGUCUCAGGUCUCACAGUCAUGGAUGCCACAAAUGAUGCUGACACAACAAAUGCCACAAACGCCGCAGAAUUUUCAAAUGAUGCCGACACCACAAGAGCAACAAUAUGUGCAGCAGAAAUCGCAAAUGAUGCCGACGCUACAUGGGCAGCAGACAUCUCAAAUGAUGCCGACAUCACAUGACCAGCAGAAAUCUCAGAUGAUUACGAGUUCGCAGAUGCCACCAUACUUUCAACAAAUGCCUAAUGUUCCUCAACAGCAAAUUCCGAGAGAUGGUAGUGAUGAUGAUGAUGAUGUUGGUAGUGGUAGUGAUGGUGGUGGUGGUGGUGGUGAUGGUGAUGAUGAUGAUGAUUACGAUGAUGAUGAUGAUGGUGAUGAUGAUGAUGAUGAUGACGACGACGCUACUACAAAUUAGUUUUAGUAUUUUUUAUUUACAUCACUAUCUAGUUUAUGUAUAUCUUUGUUUUAUGAACACUCUUUUUUAAUAAGUACUCUUAACUUAACGAGUUAUGUUUCACUCUUAAUACUUGAUAUGAAAAUAUUUAGUUUGUUAUCAUAUUUUACUUUUAAUUAAAUUAUUUUGUAUAUUAAUUAGUUAGAAAAAUUAAUUUUUGAUACAAAUUAAUAUUUAUAAAAAAAAAAAAAUAGAUUUAUAAUUAUUAUUAUUUUAGAAAAAAAAAAUUGAGGGCCUUUCAUUGUGAGUUAUCACCAAUGACUUUUCACUGACGAUAAAUCGCCAUUAAUAAUUAUCGCUGUCGAAAAAAAGACUCUUCAAUGUAUUAUGUAGUAUUAUUAUUAGUAAGGUAAUUUACUAUAAAUUUUAUUUUAAUUUAAUAAUUAUUGUAAAAAACUAAUAAAUACUUGUAAUGAACAGAGGGAUCGUAAUAACAUAAAUUCAUCAAGACUACAAAAAUUAAAGCAAGCCCUCCUAAGAACAUUAUGAGUUGAUCAAUAUCAAGCAGCUGCUUCAAGCUUGCCACAACACGAAGAGAUUCUCAGCAGCUAGGAAGAGUAUGGUGAAGACUGUACUUGCAAGCUUGGUGUAUUAUGUUUGGAAAGCAAGGAAUGAGGUGUUAUGGAAUCAACAACAAUGGCUUAUCAACACCACGGUCAAGAAAACACAGCAAAUGAGUAAGAUUAGAAUCAAGGGGAUGCUUCCUAAGAAAGCUAAGGAUGAAGAUAAAGCAUGGAUAUUAAUGACUUAACUUGUAUAGAAUCAAAUGUAAAUGUAUUGAUAGCAAAAUGUAAAGAUUAGUGAUGUAAAAGUUUGGUUGGAGCAAUAAAAUUCUUAUUCAUCAAAAAAAAAAAAAAAACCUCUCUCUAAUUAUAUAUCUAGAGGCUCAUUUGGUAUACCCUGUUGUAUUGUAAUAUACUUUAUUGUAUAUUAUGUUAGAUUGUAUUAUGCUGUAUUGUAUUAUUUAAUACAAUACUAUGUUUGGUAUUAAUUUGUAUUAAUAGAUUGUGUAAAGUUACACUAUCUUUACCGUAAGUUCGACCUGGCCCCGACCCCGGCCCUGGACCUGGAUCCCAUCUUCGGCCCGAACCCGCACCCGCACCCUAACCCUAGUUCGAGACUAGGUUAUUUGGGCCUAGGACCGGGUCUGGGUCUAGG
This is a messenger RNA of Cannabis sativa, 3331 nucleotides long. RefSeq lists its product as uncharacterized. Lineage: Eukaryota; Viridiplantae; Streptophyta; Magnoliopsida; Rosales; Cannabaceae. The transcript has 6 exons. The record is from RefSeq and is a predicted model, not a curated record. Bases 419 to 2134 code for a protein of 571 amino acids.